Penicillium longicatenatum is the source of this 1608-nucleotide messenger RNA. RefSeq names its product putative serine carboxypeptidase (gene cp9). The transcript has 2 exons. NCBI's taxonomy places the organism in Eukaryota, Fungi, Ascomycota, Eurotiomycetes, Eurotiales, Aspergillaceae. Gene Ontology annotation, cellular component: trans-Golgi network. The record is from RefSeq and is a predicted model, not a curated record. Gene Ontology annotation, biological process: apoptotic process; proteolysis. Gene Ontology annotation, molecular function: serine-type carboxypeptidase activity. Bases 1 to 1608 code for a protein of 535 amino acids.
AUGAAUCUCGCCGCCUUCUACUACCUUUUCCAAGUACUGUGGGCAAUUCCCACCCUCGUCCGAUCUCAUACUGCAUCGUAUUCUGUCUCUCCAUUCCAAGUUUCCACCCUCCCUGAUAGCCCCGCCCUACCAACCAGCUGGGCCGGCCGACUACCGGUUCCGGGAAGACAGGGCAACGAGAUCUUCUUCUGGCUAUUCGAAACAGAACAACCUGCAUACGACGAGAACCUAAUUAUCUGGCUGAAUGGUGGUCCUGGCUGCUCCUCGCUCAUAGGCCUCACGACGGGGAACGGACCCAUUGCUUUUGCCGGAAACUCUACUCGCCUCGUUUCGAAUCCAUACUCGUGGACAAAGCUCGGUCAUGUCCUAUACGUGGAUCAACCCGUCGGCACGGGCUUCUCGCUCGCCAGUUCUCUCGUGAGGACCAAUGAACAGGCGACAGCGGAUCUGGCACUAUGGCUGCAGGCGCUCUUCAAGCAAUUCCCUCAUCUUCAGUCAAAAAAGGUGCAUCUGAUGGGCGAGUCAUAUGCAGGGAUCUUCGUGCCCUACCUCGCAUCCGCCUUGAUGGAAGGCAACCAUUCAUUUCCAAUCAAUCUCCGCUCUAUGUCGCUGGGUGACGGAUCAUGGGGUAACGCCGCAGCAAUGUCCUCCGUCGCAAUGGGCACAUACAUGCACUCCCAUGCAUCUCGCCUCGAUUUACCAAAGAAGAUCUUGAAUGUAUUUGCACUGGCAGAUGAAUUUUGCGGCUUCGACUCCGCCCUGGAAGCGGCCCACACAUACCCUCCUGUCGGCAAGAUCCAAAUUCCAGGAAAUCCCGAGUAUGUCAACUAUCGUCGACGACUCCGCCGCCGUGGCGAUACAAACCUCGGUAUCCUGGAUGGAUCAUGCGACACUAAUGUAUCCACAGUACCAGAGAUCUUGAAUGCUAUCCUGAAUUCCUCCUGCUAUGGGCCCUGCGCUACGUUCUCAACGGCUGAGAACUACAUGUAUGCCCGCUCAGCUGAGGGCUCAGGUCCAGCAUGCUUCAGCAUGUAUGACCUCUCUCACAACUGCAACACCGUCGACCCAAUCCCGCUGCUCGAAAAGUACUUCAGUCGCACAGACGUGCAAGCAGAUCUACAUAUCCCGGAUAGUGGUACAUACACCGCGUGCAACAAUACCAUCCUUUCAACGCUUACGGGGACCGAAUUCGUCGAGCCGCCCGAGUACGCUAUCCUGCCUUCACUUGUUACAUUGUACAAUGUCUCAUUGCAUAUUUACAAUGGCGAGAUGGAUAUGCUGAUCAAUCAUGAUGGAACCGAGUUAUCGAUUCAAAACAUGACUUGGCGCGGUGAGCAGGGGUUCCAGAGCAGACCGACUCAACGGUUCUAUGUUAAUGAUGCGGCGCCUACGGCUCGAUCAAAACAAAAGAUGGCGGGGACUUGGGCUUCGGAGAGAGGCGUUUCAUAUCACCUUUUCCGGGGGCUGGCCAUAGUGUUUUUGCGACGAAGCGGAAGGAAAUGUUCGCUUUUGUACGUGAUGUUGUCGUUGGCGGGGGAGCAGAUUGAUUCUCUCGGGUUACUUGAUCCGGUGGUUUGUUUAUCGGACCAUACUUGCGCAAAGGGUUGA